AUGAGUCCAGGGCUGGGGUACAGUAGUGAGUCUCCUGUCCCAGGACCUCUGAACUUUAGCAUCGCUUCGCGUCGCUCAAGUUCUUCCCCGAACACCAUUCUCCCGUUCGACGUCACGUCGUUCACCACGGAUAACCACCAGCAAUCAUGGCUUCCCACGCCCCUUGCCCCGCAGCCUUCGGCUCAGAAUUCGAUCAACAGCAACAAGAACAACAACGACAGCAACAAGACAUCUCCUCACGAGGACUUUGUGCUUUAUCCGCCUGUGCCGUCCCCUCGUCCACAGCUUCGCCCCAGGGACUCGCGUGCUCCUCCAGCAUCUGCCCAUAGACCUUCUCCUGCGUUCCGUCAUCCUUUCCUGGUCCCCCAAUCUUCUUCUUCCAGCAGACGCCACUCGCUAGCUCUGCAGCGUCAUCUCCAGCAGCAGUUUGCAGGCUCUCCGGCUCAAGUAUUGGCCCCCUCGACCAGGCGCCUCACCCAGUCUACCGGUCUUUCGCUGUCUCCCUCUUAUCGGUCUACUCUCCCCGGUCGCAAGCACGUCCAGCGUCUCUACGCCGCCUCGGCGCCUUCGCGUUCUCCGCAUCCUUCCCGUCCCCCGGUGCCUCUCUUCAACAACAUUUCGGGAGUCCCUCCCCAGAUCCAGAACCUUGCUUUACAUCAUCGGAACAUGUCCACUCCUAAUUUUGCUCAAGACUUCUUCGAUCUCUCCAACCACUUCGGAGACGAUUUCGAGAAUACCGAACCCACCAUGCUUUCUACUCAGAACCUGCCGGGCAUUGACCCCAUGGCUCCCAUGCCAUCGGGCACCGUGUCCCCCAAGGAUCUCUUCAUGGAUUCUUCGGCGCCUCCGUCCACUUCCUUCACUGACCUGAGCACCCCCUCCUUCGAGUCCCCCGGCUACUUCAGCCAGGAUACCUCUCCCAUGUUCGCUUCGGACCUGGAGCUGGCCUCGGGUCACGAGGAGUGGGAGUCGCUCUUCCCGGUCAGUGAUGCAUUCGAUGCAACUGCCCUGGAAUUGGUCACUGCCAUGGCUGCCCAGCAAGAGCAGCAGCCCAAGGCGCCCGUCGCGAUGCCUCCUCCUUCUUCUCCCAUCAUCCGGUCCUCCACCUCUCCAGCUCCUUCGCCCGGGCCCGGUCGCGUCACCAAGCACUCGACCAUGAACGCUCGCCAGCGCAAGCCUCUGCCUCCUAUCAAGGUCAAUAACGCCGACCCCGUGGCUGUCAAGCGGGCUCGCAACACCGAGGCCGCCCGCAAGUCGCGUGCCCGCAAGCUGGAGCGUCAGGAUGAGAUGGAGCGUCGCAUCGCCGAACUUGAAAAGUCUCUCGAAGAAUCGCAGCGUCGUGAGCAAUAUUGGAAGGCCCUCGCUCAGAGUAAGGCAUAA
Molecule: messenger RNA, 1380 nt
Organism: Penicilliopsis zonata CBS 506.65
Lineage: Eukaryota; Fungi; Ascomycota; Eurotiomycetes; Eurotiales; Aspergillaceae
Exons: 3
Coding region: 1-1380 (459 amino acids)
Biological process (GO): regulation of DNA-templated transcription
Molecular function (GO): DNA-binding transcription factor activity
Source: RefSeq, a predicted model, not a curated record